Molecule: messenger RNA, 342 nt
Organism: Closterium sp. NIES-65
Lineage: Eukaryota; Viridiplantae; Streptophyta; Zygnematophyceae; Desmidiales; Closteriaceae
Source: the annotation of a GenBank genome assembly
AUGUGCACCCGAGGGCUCUCGAUGUUGGACGAGCUCGAGCCCACGUUUUGCACUCCAAAAUGGGCAUUUAGAGAGAGAGAGAGAGAGAGAGAGAGAGAGAGAGAGAGAGAGAGAGAGAGAGAGAGAGAGAGAGAGAGAGAACGAGAGAGAGAUAACGGGAGAGAGAACGAAAGAGAGAACGAGAGAGAGAGAGAGAGAGAGAACGAGGAAGCAGAGAGAGCACAUGCAGGGGGGAAGAGAGAAACACGAGGUGGUGCAGAAACUAAGAGGAACGAAGAAUCGAUGCAACUACGAACAAAAGAUUGUUGCACCAAAGAAUUUCGCUACUUUAGACCAUUCUAG